Molecule: messenger RNA, 2161 nt
Organism: Rhinichthys klamathensis goyatoka
Lineage: Eukaryota; Metazoa; Chordata; Actinopteri; Cypriniformes; Leuciscidae
Product: Carnitine O-acetyltransferase-like
Exons: 14
Coding region: 156-2045 (629 amino acids)
Biological process (GO): carnitine metabolic process, CoA-linked
Cellular component (GO): peroxisome
Molecular function (GO): carnitine O-acetyltransferase activity
Source: RefSeq, a predicted model, not a curated record
GCUGCAGUUGUCAAUCUUAUCCGAGCGAGGGCGAGGGUGUGCGACCCGUGUUGCGACUUGUCAAGAAAGUUUUGGUCGCCCUUGGAGCGCAUAUAAUGUCGGGGAGAUCCUGUUCUUCAGCUGUCAGUUGAAUUCAAGAUCAUUUGCGUGAAAUCAUGCUGUGCGUUCUGACCAGAACUGCGGCAAGGACGGCGCUGGUGAAGCCCUGCCGACUACCGACUCCAGUGCCGGUUGUUCAAAUUUCUGACCGGUCGCUGGUCCAUCAGGAGAGUCUGCCGAAGCUGCCCGUUCCGCCGCUGAAGCAGACAUGCACGCGGUAUAUAGCAUCGCUCGAGCCGUUGAUCUGCGAAGAGGAGAUGGCACACACGCAGCAGCUCAUGAAGGAGUUCCUCCAGCCCGGUGGCGUAGGAGAGAGACUGCAGAAGAGCCUCGAGCGCCGGGCACGCAAAACCGAAAACUGGCUCUCUGACUGGUGGAUGCAGUCAGCCUACCUGGACUCUCGAAUGCCUGUGGCGAUGUACACAAGCCCAGGGGUCGUUUUACCCAAAAUGCACUUCCAAGACCGCCAGGGACAAAUGAGAUUUGCUGCUAAACUCAUUGCUGGUGUUUUGGAUUUCAAAAGUAUGAUUGAUAGUGAAACAUUGCCUGUGGAAUAUCUGGGUGGCAAGCCUUUGUGCAUGGACCAGUAUUACCAGGUGCUGUCUUCAUGUCGGAUCCCUGGACCCAAGAGGGACACUGUGGUGAACCACGCAACUGGAAAGAACCCUCCUACGCACAUCACAGUGGUUCACAACUUUCAGUUCUUUGUUCUGGAUGUGUACAACAGUGAUGGUUCACCACUGACUGUAGAUCAGAUCUAUGUUCAGCUGGAAAAGAUCUGGAACACUUCCCUUCAGACCAAUAAAGAGCCAGUUGGCAUUCUGACUUCCAACCACCGUAACACCUGGGGCAAGGCCUACAACAACCUGAUCAAGGACAAGACAAAUAAGGAUUCAGUGCGGGCAAUCCAGAAGAGCAUCUUCACAGUGUGUCUUGAUGCUCCAAAGCCAAGCGUGUCAGAUGAGAUGUACCAUAACAAGGUGGCUGCUCAAAUGCUCCAUGGCGGAGGCAGUCGCUGGAACAGUGGAAACCGCUGGUUUGACAAAACGCUGCAGUUCAUAAUUGGGGAGGACGGAUCAUGUGGACUCACCUAUGAACAUGCUGCAGCUGAGGGACCUCCCAUUGUUUUCCUCGUGGACCAUGUUGUUGACUAUAUGAGGAGAAAUGAGAUGGUACGAACUCCCAUGAUUCCACUACCUAUGCCACUAAAGCUUCGAUUCAACAUCACGCCAGAAAUCAAGAAGGACAUUGACAAAGCCAAACAGAACAUGAACAUAAUGGUGCAUGAACUGGACGUUCGAGUGCUAAACUUCUCACACUAUGGAAGAAAAUUCCCGAGGUCUCAUAAAUUGAGUCCUGAUGCAUUCAUCCAAAUGGCUCUGCAGUUAGCAUACUACAGGAUGUAUCAGAUGUGCUGUCCGACUUACGAGAGCGCCUCCUUACGCAUGUUUAAACUGGGCAGAACGGAAGCCAUUCGAUCCACCACCACAGAAUCGCUCCAGUUCACACAAGCCAUGGAUGACCCGUCAAAAAACAAUGGUGAGAAAGCAGCACUGCUCGAAAAGGCAACCAAAGUCCACAGAGAGCACACACACAUGGCCAUCCAUGGGCAGGCUAUAGAGAGGCACAUCCUGGGUUUAAAGAUGGUGGCCAUUGAGGAUCUGACGUCUUUGCCUGAGAUCUUCAUGGACACAUCAUUCGCUGUGUCUUCACAUUUUAAUCUCUUUACGAGUCAGGUUGGAUCAAAGACUGACUGUGUUAUGUGUUUUGGACCCAUGGUUCCUGAUGGUUACGGUGUCUGCUACAACCCCAUGGAUGACCAUAUCAACUUUGCAGUGACGGCCUUCAAUAGCUGUGAAGAAACCAAUGCUACUAAACUGUCCAAGUUUCUAGAGGAUGCUCUUCUGGACAUGAAGACUCUUCUGGAGCAGGUGUCUAAGGCCUAGUGAGUGACGACACUUCUUUAAUGGCAAAAGAAACUCUCACAGAAGCCCUGAAACCUUUUCAGACUGCAGGCUUUUCCCACUUUCAGUGUCAUGAAAUUGGCAUGUAUUAUUGGCUC